Messenger RNA from Danaus chrysippus (African queen), 2049 nucleotides. NCBI's taxonomy places the organism in Eukaryota, Metazoa, Arthropoda, Insecta, Lepidoptera, Nymphalidae. The record is from the annotation of a GenBank genome assembly.
AUGCAGCACCCGCAGCAGCCGCCGCUGGCCGCGCGACCCCUCGUCAACCCCGACGAGACCGGGGAAGUCGACACCUCCAGAUACCCCGAACCCAAGGAGGCCACUCACAAGGUGCGAGGACGAAGCGACGUCCUGGAACUCAUCUGUGGCCCGGGGACCGUCGACCCCGAGCUCCUCACCGUCAAGACUUUCUACUUCUUCUUCUACUCGGCUUUCGGAUCACUGUUCCCCUUAAUGGGGGUUUACUUCAAGCAGAUGGGAAUGAACGCUGGCCAGUGUGGCCUACUGAUCGGUACUAGACCCUUCGUAGAAUUUUUAUCGGCACCAUUUUGGGGCGGACUGGCAGACAGAUGGCAGAAGGGCAGGACAUUGUUACUAGCGUCUCUGACCGCCUGGAUAGUGUUCACUCUGCCGCUGAGCUGGGUUCAGCCUACAGCCGUGUCGUGCGUCCAACCUGUCAACAGCACCGUGUACCGGCUGGUGUCGCCGCGCUACGACGAGGACUGGCCCACUCCGACCAGACACUUCCGCGGCCCGGCUCUGGGGCGCGAGGGAUCGCCGCUUCCCGUGACGGACGCAGAGAACUACAACCCUGAUACAAACUACAACUGGGUGACGCCGCUACACUCCUACAUCGUGUACAGUACCCCGGACAUACAAAAGACCUUCUUCUUACUGUUGCUACUGGUUGUGAUCGGAGAGUUCUUCAGCGCGCCCGCUAUUACUUUAGCGGAUUCAGCCGUUAUAACAUUACUCGGAGAAGACGCUGACAGGUACGGCCACCAGCGCAUGUUCGGUUCCCUGGGCUGGGGGCUGGCCAUGUUCUUCGUGGGUAUCGCGCUGGACCACAGCACAGCCUUCAGUUCUCAUCCUUGUGGCGGUCCUCAGCGCUACGAGAAGAACUACACGAUCUGCUUCGCAACGUUCUCGGUCCUGAUGGGCGCCGCACUUAUUACUGCCACCCAGAUUAAUUUUAAAUACGAGGAAUUUAACGUCGAAACUCCCUUGGAGCCCCCGCCGCCCGCGGAACCUUCUCACGAGGAGCGCAUGCAGCAGCAACUGGCGGAACAGCUCCAACUACCUGGCCUGGACACCAGCGCGCCGGCGCCGCGCCAGCCGCCCAUAGAACACGCUAAGGUGUUCGCGCAGACCACUCGCGAGAUGCCGGAGUGGGUGACAGUGCUGCGUCAGUUCCAGAAUGUGAAGGCUGCCUCCUUCCUGCUGGUCGCCUGGUUCAUGGGCUUCGGGAUUGGACUGAUCUUCACAUUCCUCUUCUGGCACUUACAGGAUAUCGGCGGCUCACCGACGCUUUUUGGUGUCGCUUCCGUCAUCAACCACAUCUCCGAGAUCUUCGCCUACUUCUUCAGUUUCAAGCUUAUCACUCAAAUGGGACAUGUUAAAGUAUUAUGCUUGGGUCUCGCUGGGAACGUGGUGCGCUUCCUAUACAUCUCCUGGCUGACUCGACCCUGGUGGGUUCUUCCCUUCGAGUUCGUCCAGGGUGUCACCCACGCCGCCGUGUGGGCCGCCUGCUGCUCCUACAUAGCUCACGGCUCGCCACCCAACCUUCGUUCAUCCGCACAAGGAGUGCUCCAGGGCCUGCACCACGGUCUGGGGCGAGGUUGCGGCGCGGUGUUGGGAGGCAUCGCGGUGGCCAAAUGGGGCACGACUCGCACCUUCGCCGGCUACGGUCUGUUGUGUGGUGUGGCGCUCGCUGCAUUCGCCUUCGUGAACUUCCGUGAUGGCGGCAUGGGCCCGGCGGCUCCCGGCGGGACCGCGGCUGAUGAGGAGGCUCGUGCUGUGGCCGAAGCGGGCGUGCUAGCCCCGCACGGUGUCCCGUCUAACCCGCUCCCUCGAGCCCUGUCGUCCACUCGCCUGGCGGACCUGGCUCACCACGACAACUACGGCGCCACACAGAGCUACGCCGGAGCGGACAGCCUCGGCGUGCCGGGAGCCGCGCCGCCCCCGCAGGCCGGCCCCGGCCCGGGCCCACGACCCGCCAACCCCUUCCUGGCCGAGUCCGCCGGGGCCGCCUACCGCCAUGAUAAGUGA